This is a messenger RNA of Teleopsis dalmanni, 540 nucleotides long. RefSeq lists its product as uncharacterized. The transcript has a single exon. Bases 1 to 540 code for a protein of 179 amino acids. The record is from RefSeq and is a predicted model, not a curated record. Lineage: Eukaryota; Metazoa; Arthropoda; Insecta; Diptera; Diopsidae.
AUGAUAAAUCAAAUUGAUCAUCGAAACUCAUUCAGAUACCUCCAAAGAACAAUUGCUUAUGUUCGCCGUGUAUUUCAUCGCACACAAUCACCAACAAGAACACUUUCUCCAAAAGAAUUACGAGAUGCAUUAGUCUUCAUAAUUAAAACUAUUCAGGGCUCAGAAUUUGCAAAGGAAAUCUCUGAUUUAAAACAAUGUAAAGCAGUCAACAGUUCGAGUCAACUAAAUACUUUAGCACCGUUCAUUGACGAACAAGGUGUACUUCGUGUUGGAGGAAGGCUUGAAGCAUCAACAUUGCCAUAUGAUGCUAAACACCCAAUGGUAAUUCCUUACAAUCACUCAAUAGUGAAAUUGAUGUUCAAAAUGAAACAUGAAGAAAAUUCCCAUUGUGCUCCACAAUUAUUGCUAAGCAUAAUGAGACAAAACUUCUGGCCGAUUAAAGGAAAGAUUAUGUCGCGAAACAUUGUUCACAGCUGUGUCAUCUGUUCAAAGGCAAAACCAAAACUGAUGGACCAACUCAUGGGCAACGAGUUACUCUGA